Tribolium castaneum (red flour beetle) is the source of this 2302-nucleotide messenger RNA. RefSeq lists its product as uncharacterized. Bases 155 to 1855 code for a protein of 566 amino acids. Gene Ontology annotation, cellular component: plasma membrane. The record is from RefSeq and is a predicted model, not a curated record. Gene Ontology annotation, molecular function: protein kinase activity; ATP binding; actin binding. Gene Ontology annotation, biological process: negative regulation of ATP-dependent activity; protein phosphorylation; negative regulation of monoatomic ion transport. NCBI's taxonomy places the organism in Eukaryota, Metazoa, Arthropoda, Insecta, Coleoptera, Tenebrionidae. The transcript is spliced from 6 exons.
CUUCAUUUGAGUGUCUUUGAGACUUGGCAACUUGGCGCGAUGACUGACAUUUGGCAAGGUUACGAAGAUGUUUGACGUUUAAGGAGGCGUAAUCGAGUAAAUCUCAAAAUCUAAUGGAUUUGCAACGAGAAAGUGAGCAAAUGUACCCAUUUCAAUGGCUAUAUUUGAGCAACAGACAGUCAAGAAAGUUGUACUAGACGAUACAGAGCCUCUCAGCUGUGUUAUCGAGAACUGGAGAAACGUCAAUGGACAUACAGAAUUUGUUAUAAAAGUGCAAAGGGGGCCCUUUUCAGACAAGACCUGGCGUGUGUAUAAGCGAUACAAUGAUUUCUACAAGUUGCACGCUUACUUGCAAACCUCGGGGAUUUCCCUCCAGUUGCCCCCCAAGAAGCUCAUUGGGAAUAUGGACCCGGAAUUUAUCACCGAGCGGCAACAAGGAUUACAGAAAUAUUUAAACAGCGUACUGAUGAAUCCAAUUCUAGUCUCAUCCCUCCCAGCAAGAUCUUUCGUAGAUCCUGCCAACUAUUGUCAACCUUUUGGCGAAUUGGCCUUGCAGCACGUUUCACUGGCGUUGCGUGGGGAGGUGGGUUGGGAAGUUGUGGGGCCGUUGGAGGAAAUGGGCUGGAGACUCAGAAAACACUACUACCAUAUAAAAUGUAAAUCUCAACCGAAGGACGAUUUAAUAGGGGGCUGGACCGACUACGGUCCUGAUAAACACCUCGAUGACAAGGACAUGCAUGCGUUAUUUAAAAGUUUGAAUCAGAUUCAGCACCCUUUCAUACAUUCCAUUGAACUGUGCCUAUGCACUGAUACUGGGGGCCUUGUUGUGAGGACCAACCACAAGAACGGUUCUCUGAGAGAUUUGCUAUGCGGGGCUAAACCGAGACAGUCGUUUUUAAAAAAGUACGGCAAUCCGAAAGGACACAAACCUCUGGAAGUUAGUCAAGUGGCGCUCUAUGGCAGGCAGAUUCUAGAAGCGCUCAAGUUUUUAAUGGAUAAAGGACUACCAUAUGGACAUUUGCACACAGGAAAUGUGAUUAUAGAAAACGAUAGAGUCAAACUAUUGGACAUAGAAAACGGUGUUUUGGGGGUUCCUUCCUUUUACCGCCCUUAUUUUAUGCAACACCGCAAAAUAAAUACUCUGCAAGCGAUUGAUGUCUAUUGCUUUGGGCACACGUUGUAUGAGAUGACUUUUGGGGCCCCACUUCACGAAAGUGUGGCCGAUAACAUUCCGUCAUGCCCCUCGCUUUUGAAAUCCGUAUUAGAAUCGAUUUUAUCCUCAGAGGCGUGCAAAUCAGGACUGCCCACAAUCGAAUCUCUCCUUAAUCAUAGAUUUUUUUCGUCAGUUGCGAUAACGCUACUGCCGGACGAUAAGGCGCAUUUAAAAAUACCAAACUCGACGAAGGAACACUUGAAACUGGCGGUCGCCCAAAUGGAGGAACGAUUAAAGGAAGAACAGAAGAUGGUCAGGAGUCAGAAGCGACUAGUUAAAGUGCAGGAAAUGAUGAGUUCUGAGGAAGAAAAGAAGAAGCAGAGACACAAGUUGAAGCAAGAGCAGCGACAGCUUGCUAGAGAACAGAUGAGGCAAAAGAGCAAAUCGGAGAAAGAUGAUGUUGAUAGACCUGAUAGUGUGAACAGCAGUACAGCGACUUCCAUCGGGACGGCAACGCCGCCCUCGAUGACCGGCUCUAGUGUUCCGUCGCCCCCACCGCCGCCGCCGCCCCCGGCACCGCCGUCGAUGUCUAACGGGAACGGGGCGCCCCCUCUUCCAGAACUUACAAAGGAUCGGUCUGCUCUAUUGGGCGCAAUUUGUAGCUUUAAUAAAACGUCGUUGCGUAAGACCAAAGUUAACUAAAGUUGUCUCCAAUAUGUUCGAAUUAAUUGAUGUUUUAUAAUGUGAUACGUAAGCUGUUUGUUAUUUUUUAGGGAAGUCAGGUAAACUUAGUUUGUUGGAGUAAUUAGGUCAAGAAAGUUGAAUGUAUUUAUUUUUCCAAAUGCACCAAUAUUAUUCAUAGAUAAAAAGGGUCCACACACUGUAUAAAAUAGCAUAGUUUUGUGUUUCUCCAUGUUAUGUAUGUGCCUUCCCUAAAUUAUUUUUGUGUUUCGUUGAAAGAGGAACUGAUUGUGCCAAGGUAAUUUGUAUGACUUCGUGUAAAUGAUGGCAUUUAAUCCAUUAGCCCGAUAAUUAUGUAAUUGUUAACUAGUCAAGUGUUCUUGAGUUGAAUGUACAGGUUAAGAGGAAUUUGCCCCUUUCUAUAACUACUCAAUGUAACAUAAUAGGUAAUAAACGAUAGGAUUACGA